CGUCACUUAUCACUGCGCACCCAGUGCGCGCAUUCCUGUGCGACCGAUCACGUGGUUCUGCGCCUAUAUAUGGUGCGUCUUCUAAUAAACUUAUCAGUUGCUUCUUGGUAUGCUGUCUGCUGCUCACGUUAUUACACUGGCGACGAGGAUGGGAUCCGCCCCCUUGUACUAGCUCAGUACGAAGCAGUAUUGCGGGCGAUCGGCGGUCGACAGCCAUGGACCAGAAAACAACGGCAGCCAUGGCCUGGGACGGUUGAACUCGGCGGCACUACCUUCGGCAAGAGGCAACGCAGUCGUCGGGGAAAGCAACCCGAUAAGUAUACUGCACUUUUACUGAACAAUGGCGCGACUAGGCAAGCUAGACGAGUUCGACGAGAAGGAUCAGAAUUUUGAAUCCUAUCUGGAGCGUUUUGAGCACUUCGUCACCGCAAAUGACAUCAGAGAGGAAAAGAAGCUGGCAGUAUUCUUGAGUGUGAUAGGACCACGAACGUACGAGGUGCUCAAAAGUUUGGUAGUACCCGCUGUUCCUGGGGACAAGUCCUUUGAAGAGGUCACAGUGCUGUUGAAGAAACACUAUAGCCCACAGUGCUCGGUCAUUGCCGAACGUUGCAAAUUUAACAAGCGAGCACAAGAAGAGCAGGAAAGCGUCGAGGACUUCAUAGUGGCCUUAAAACAGUUAGCAAGGAAGUGCGAUUUCGGUCAGUUUCUGCAAGACGCGCUGCGAGACAGAAUAGUGGCAGGCAUAAGACGCGAGGAAACGCGACUCGCCCUAUUUGCUGAAGAAGAUUUAACCUUCGAAAAGGCGUGCAAGAUAGCCCAGGACCGAGAGCAGGCUGCGCGACAGACAGCGUUACUUCAUGCAGAAGGCAAGGAAGCGGCUUUUUAUGCAAUGGCGAUAAGAGGAAAAGGAAGCGAAAAGAAAUCGAAGCUUCGGAAGCUCAAGGAAGCCAAGCGAGUUUGCGAAAGAUGUGGCAAGGCGCAUGCGGCUAGUGUUUGCUGGUAUAAGAACGUCCAGUGUCACAGCUGUUCUCAAAUCGGUCAUCUACAGAAGAUGUGUCCAAGUAAUCGCAGAGAACUCAAGACUGCAAACGUGGUGGACUGCUCUGAUAGUGACUCUGAAUUAGAUGUGUACCAUGUUAUCAAUACCGUGCGUUCUGGGUAUGAAGUGCAGCUAAACGUAGAAGGGCAAGACCUCUGCAUGCAGAUUGAUACGGGAGCAGCUGUAACACUAAUUCCUGAGAGUGUGAGGCUGAACGCAUUUCCUCAUGUCAAGUGCGAGCCAUCUCGAGUCACCCUAAAAACAUACACUGGGGAACCUGUUCCAGUAAAAGGGCAAUGCAACGUUUCCGUUACGGUGGGAAAACAGUCUUUGCGGCUACCCGCUAUUAUCGUCAAGGAUAACGGCAAGCAGCUACCAUUGCUGAUGGGGCGAAGUUGGCUUGAAGGGCUCGGGCUUGACUGGAAAAGCGUGUUUGCUAUAAAUGUAAGCGACUCUCACAAGGUAGAGGCGGUUAAAAAGAAGUUCCCAGGGGUGUUUUCUAAGCAACCUGGAAAAGUAAAAAACUAUCAAGCAAGGAUAGUUUUAAGCCAGAAUUGUACGGCUAUUUUUGGCAAGGCCAGAAACGUCCCAUUUGCGCUUCGAGAUAAAGUGGAAGGCGAGCUAGAAAGGCUAGAGAAAAGCGGUGUUAUACGCCCCGUAAAUCGGAGCGAUUGGGCCACGCCAGUAGUCGUAAUCCAAAAGAAAGAUGGUUCACUGAGGCUGUGCGGGGACUACAAAGUCACCAUUAAUCCUGUUUUAAAGACCGACCACUACCCAUUGCCUAGACCGGAAGAUUUGUUCUCUGCCAUAGCUGGCGGCAGAGUGUUUUGUGUGUUGGAUCUUUCGGCCGCGUAUCAGCAGAUUCCGCUCACUGCCGAGUCCCGACCACUGCUAACUAUUAAUACGCACAGGGGGCUGUUCGAGUUCCAGCGCUUACCAUUUGGGGUAGCCAGUGCGCCAGCCAUUUUUCAGUCCUUCAUGGAUGAGGUGCUCAAAGGCAUACCGCACGUGGGAUGUUACAUAGACGACGUCAUUGUGUCGGGAAAAGACUUAGCCGACUGUCAAAAAACGUUGGAACUAGUCCUGCAGCGGCUGAGUGACUACAACGUGACACUGAAAGAGGAAAAGUGUCGGUUUUUUCAGAGCACUGUGACUUAUCUCGGUCACACUGUGUGCGCUGAAGGUAUAUAUCCUACAGAAGAAAAGAUAAAGGCGAUCACAGAAGCGCCAGAGCCCACUUGCCAAACAGAGCUAAAGGCUUAUCUCGGCAUGUUAACCUUUUAUGCAAAGUUCUUAAGUUAUCAGUCCCGUAACCUAUCUGGUGAAAGUGUCGCAGGCGGUGCGAUUUACGCAUUCGGACCACAUCAGAGCCCGCCACGGAAGCCAGGAUUCUUCAAGUUAUCCGCAGGCACAACCUGCUCCAACGGCAUCCGUAGACACGACUCCACCGACGGUUCCGAUGGCGUGUGGGCCAGUCGCCGGGUCGCCUCUCGUAAAUCCACACGCAACCGACUCUGCGACGUCUCUCCUUCCGGCAACUGCAUCGCCCACGGCCGGAGCAGCUGCCUCCGGCUCGCCGGACCAGCCCAGUGCCGACGACGCGCCACCUGCAGCCGAACUUCCAACUCGGCGUCGUAG
This is a messenger RNA of Rhipicephalus microplus (southern cattle tick), 2677 nucleotides long. RefSeq lists its product as uncharacterized. The record is from RefSeq and is a predicted model, not a curated record. NCBI's taxonomy places the organism in Eukaryota, Metazoa, Arthropoda, Arachnida, Ixodida, Ixodidae. Gene Ontology annotation, molecular function: nucleic acid binding; zinc ion binding.